Molecule: messenger RNA, 6897 nt
Organism: Ailuropoda melanoleuca (giant panda)
Lineage: Eukaryota; Metazoa; Chordata; Mammalia; Carnivora; Ursidae
Gene: ASXL1
Product: ASXL transcriptional regulator 1
Exons: 13
Coding region: 292-4932 (1546 amino acids)
Biological process (GO): positive regulation of transcription by RNA polymerase II; animal organ morphogenesis
Cellular component (GO): PR-DUB complex
Molecular function (GO): chromatin binding; peroxisome proliferator activated receptor binding; DNA binding
Source: RefSeq, a predicted model, not a curated record
CCCUCCUCACUCUUCACACACACUCACACACACACACACCCACGACAGACACGCACACACCCGGGCGCCGAAGGGAAAGCCGCUUCUCGCCUUCCUGCCCCACCGCCAGUCCUGUCUCGGCCCCUCAGCAGAGCGGGAAAGCGGAGGUUGGAGCCGUGACCUCUGACCCCGUGGUUAUGCGGAGCCGCCGCAUUCCUUAGCGAUCGCGGGGCUGCCGCCGCUGCUGCCGCCGCCGCCGCCGCCGCCGCCGUGGGCGACUGACGCAGCGCGCCGCCGCCGGGGAGGAGGAGGAUGAAGGACAAACAGAAGAGGAAGAAGGAGCGCACGUGGGCCGAGGCCGCGCGCCUGGUACUGGAAAACUACUCGGAUGCUCCAAUGACACCAAAACAGAUUCUGCAGGUCAUAGAGGCAGAAGGACUAAAGGAAAUGAGAAGUGGGACAUCCCCUCUGGCGUGUCUCAAUGCCAUGCUACAUUCCAAUUCAAGAGGAGGAGAGGGGCUGUUUUAUAAACUGCCUGGCCGAAUCAGCCUGUUCACGCUCAAGAAGGAUGCCCUGCAGUGGUCUCGCAGUCCGGCUGCAGUGGAGGGAGAGGAGCCGGAGGACACAGCUGACGUGGAGAGCUGUGGGUCUAACGAAGCCAGCACUGUGAGCGGUGAAAACGAUGUUUCUCUUGAUGAAACAUCUUCGAAUGCAUCCUGUUCUGCAGAAUCUCAGAGUCGGCCUCUUUCCAAUCCCAGGGACAGCUACAGGACUUCCUCACAGGCAAACAAGCAAAAGAAAAAGACUGGGGUGAUGCUGCCACGAGUUGUCCUGACUCCUCUGAAGGUAAACGGGGCCCACGUGGAAUCGGCGUCAGGGUUCUCGGGCCGCCACGCCGAUGGCGAGAGUGGCAGCCCGUCCAGCAGCAGCAGCGGCUCUCUGGCCCUGGGCAGCGCUGCUACUCGUGGCCAGGCCGAGGUCGCCCGGGACCCUGCCCCGCUCCUGAGAGGCUUCCGGAAGCCGGCCACAGGUCAGAUGAAGCGCAACAGAGGGGAAGAGAUAGAUUUUGAGACGCCUGGGUCCAUUCUUGUCAACACCAACCUCCGGGCCCUGAUAAACUCUCGGACCUUCCAUGCCCUGCCAGCCCACUUCCAGCAGCAGCUCCUCUUCCUCCUGCCUGAAGUGGACAGACAGGUGGGGACAGAUGGCCUACUGCGUCUCAGCAGCAGCGCACUGAAUAAUGAGUUUUUCACUCACGCAGCUCAGAGCUGGCGGGAACGCCUGGCUGAUGGCGAAUUCACUCAUGAGAUGCAAGUCAGGAUCCGACAGGAAAUGGAGAAGGAAAAGAAGGUGGAACAGUGGAAAGAAAAGUUCUUUGAAGACUACUAUGGACAGAAAUUGGGUUUGACCAAAGAAGAGUCAUUACAUCAGAAUGUGGGCCAUGAGGAGGCUGACAUCAAGAGUCACUUGUGUGUCCCAGGAGAAUCAGCACGGCCGCAGCGUGGUCCAGCCACCCGGCAGCGAGAUGGGCAUUUCAAGAAACGCUCUCGGCCAGAUCUCCGAACCAGAGCCAGAAGGAAUCUGUACAAAAAGCAGGAGUCAGAACAAGCAGGGGUCGCUAAAGACACACAGUCUGUGGCACCAGACAUCCCCCUCUACAAGGAUGGGGAGGCCGAGAGCAACUCGGCAGAGGCAGGCAGCCCUCAUCUGCCUGGCACGGCCUGUGUAGCACCCGACCCAGAGAGUGCCGAAUUCCUGACCCAGCCUGUGGCUUCCCGGACGCAGACCGAUCCAGGCGACCUGGCACGCACCUCCGUGUCUCCAGACAGGAUUCCCAGUUUGCCUCAGGAGACUGCAGAUCAGGAACCCAAGGAUCAGAAGAGGAAGUCCUUUGAGCAGGCGGCCUCCGCAUCCUUUCCCGAAAAGAAGCCCCGGCUUGAAGAUCGUCAGUCCUUUCGUAACACAAUUGAAAGUGUUCACGCCGAAAAGCCACAGCCCACCAAAGAGGAGCCCAAAGUCCCGCCCAUCCGGAUUCAACUUUCACGUAUCAAACCACCCUGGGUGGUUAAAGGUCAGCCCACUUACCAGAUAUGCCCCCGCAUCAUCCCCAUCACGGAGUCCUCCUGCCGGGGCUGGACUGGUGCCAGGACCCUCGCAGACAUUAAAGCCCAUGCUCUGCAAGUCCGAGGGGCGAGAGGCCACCACUGCCAUCGAGAGGCGGCCACCACUGCCAUCGGAGGGGGGGGUGGCCCGGGUGGAGGUGGCGGCGGGGCCACCGAUGAGGGAGGUGGCAGAGGCGGCGGCAGUGGUGAUGGUGGUGAGGCCUGUGGCCACCCUGAGCCCAGCGGAACCCCGGGCACCCCUGGAGAGUGUGCGUCAGAUCUACAGCGAGCACAACUACUGCCGCCUUGUCCUCUGAAUGGGGAGCACAUCCAGGCUGGGCCUGCCUUGUCCAGAGCCAGGAGAGAGGACCUGAUUGCUCUCAGAAAGGAGGAGAGCUGCCCACGGCAGAGGGUUCCAGAUGUCCUCACAAGUGGGCUGAAGGAUACUUCCCAACUCCCCAUUGCUCCCACUGGGGACCAGCCAUGCCAGGCUUUGCCCCCACUGUCCUCCCAAACCCCAGCCCCGGAGAGAUUAGUUGAGCAGCCUACGUUGCAUCUAGAUGUUAGAACUGAACAUAAGUCUCGUACCACCUCGUGGGAAAGUGAUGGUGAGGAUCGAGGACCCUCUCUUCCUCCAGAGGGUGGUCCUGUGCAGUCUCCAGUGGGGGAUGUUGUAUUGGAAGGAGGACCUGGCCAGGUUCUAGACCGAGACAGUAACCCCACCAUGAAGGAUCCUGUGAAUGUGACUCCUAGUUCCACCACUGAACCAUUGGCUGGUUGCUUGCAGGAUAGACAGUGUGAUGAGGAAUUAGGACUUGGUGAUUCAUGCCCACCCACAAGGGAAAGUGCUACUAGACAAGAAGACUUGACAACUGAGGUCCUCGUUUCUGAUGGUGCUGCUCUUUGGGUGCCCGGCCUGCCAAAGGAUGAGGCAGUGGGACAGCCUGGACCAGACUCCAGGAAACGUGUCCCAUCUGUUGAGCCCCAGGCCGUGGAGGAGUGGGAGAAAGCUGCCCCCCUCAUUCCUGCGUUACUUGGGGAUUUGACAGCUGGGGAGGGGUUAGACCCCCCUAACCACUUCCCUUUGCUCUGGACAGUACCAUCUCAAGGGUGCGCUGAUGACGGUGCUGGCAGUGACCGCAAACUGGUGGAAGGUGAAAAGUUGAAAAUCAACGGAGACUCUGAAGCACUGAGUCCUCAUGGCGAGUCCACAGACACGGCUUCUGACUUUGAAGGCCACCUGUCUGAGGACAGCAGCGAGGCUGACCCCAGUGAGGCCACCGUGGUGAAGAGAGCCUUGGUGGCGGACACGGAUGAGAAACACAAUUGGAACCACUCUGCCUCACUCUCCAAAGUGAAUGCUGACCGGAGUCUGGUUACAAGGACAGACAGCAUGGCUGCUCCUCAAAGCUGGGUGUCUCGUGUAUGUGCAGUCCCCCAAAAGAUUCCAGAUUCUCUGCUGCUGGCCAGCACUGAGUACCAGCCGAGGCUCAUGUCUUUGGGCAGGCCUGGGUCCUCAGUGGAGGCCACUGACCCACUCGUGAUGCAGUUGCUGCAGGGCAGCUUGCCCCUAGAGAAGGUUCUUCCUCCAGCCCAGGGCACCAGCAAACCUGAAUCCCCACGACUCCCGCUUAUGAAAGAGCAGAGCCUUGGCGGCUCCCUGGGAGUGGGAUCUUUGCAGGAUUCGGCAGAAAACCAUUCUGCGGUUGGCAAGAGCAGCCCCCGUUCUUUAAGAGCUUCAAAGGAGCCUCUUGUACCUGAGAGCUGUGAAGCAAGCACUGGUCUUGCCAGGCUGGAGCCCACGCAGGCUCCUGGAGCACCCCAGAAGAUUUCCAAGACAGUCCCAAGUCUAGACUCCCUCUAUCCAGGGACAGAGCUGACGGCUCCCUCUGGGAAAGUGGAAGAAGUGGAUUCCAAAGAGCGGUUCUCUCCUGCUAGUUUGGAAGAUCAGAAGGAAGCCCGUGACAUGUCCCAGUGCGGUAAUUCAAAUGCUGCCCCAGGCAGAAGUCCGGGAAAUCUCACUACCUCGAGAGCCCCUUGUUUCUCAUCUCCAAACUCAAUCUCCUUGGAUCCCAAUCAGACAGGUCGGGCCCUGGGUGAUCAGAACAGUGCUGGAGGCCAAGGGAAGAAGCUCUUUGGCCCCAGGAAUGAGGCUACAGCCCUUCAGCGCCCCAGACCCGUGGAGCCAAUGCCACUACCGGCCGAUGCCCCUCCUGGUUUUCCCAGUCGGAAGUUGGGGCCAAGCAAAAACUCUGUGUCCGGUGGGGUACAGACCGCCAGAGAGCACUGGGCUCCAAAGCCACCGCCUGGAUCUGUUGGCGGAGUCAAGAACGAGAAGAUUUUUGGGGGCGGUCCGCUCAAGGCAAAUGCCGAGAACAGAAAUGCCACCAGGCCUGGUGCUCGGGAGCUAGUGGAUCACUUGCAAGGGAUGCCAUUUGUCCUUGACCUGCCCUUCUGGAAAUUGCCCCGAGAGUCUGGGAAAGGGCCUGGUCAGCCUCUGGAGCCUUCCUCCAUCCCCUCCCAACUCAAUAUCAAACAGGCAUUUUAUGGGAAGCUUUCCAAACUCCACCUAAGUUCCACCAGCUUUAAUUAUUCCUCCAGCUCCCCCUCCUUUCCCAAAGGCCUUGCUGGAAGUGUGGUGCAGCUGAGCCACAGAGCAAACUUUGGUGCGAGCCACAGCGCGUCCCUUUCCUUGCAGAUGUUCACCGACAGCAGCACGGUGGAAAGCAUCUCGCUCCAGUGUGCAUGCAGCCUGAAAGCCAUGAUCAUGUGUCAGGGCUGUGGUGCAUUCUGUCACGAUGACUGUAUUGGACCCUCAAAACUCUGUGUAUUGUGCCUUGUGGUGAGAUAAUAAAUUAUGGCCAUGGGAAAAGUUGUAUAUUUAGUGUGCGUAUUUUGAUAAUGAUCUUACAUCUGUAUACAGAAUAUCAUUGAUAUAAUAGACUCUGUUUCUCCAGGCAAGAGCACUCUGGCCCCUCCCUAAAAUUUAUAGUGCUAAAGCCCCUCUGUCAACUUACCAGCCCUUCCGGUCUUGCUGGAAGGGUUUCCUGCCAGGCAACUCAUUGGGCUGCCCAAGGCCGGCUGGCCAGCUUGAGCUCUCAUGCAGACAGAGCCUGGUGUGGCGUGGGGAGCCUGCCUUGACACCCAGAGGGACUUGAAACUGAAGAAAGAAGGUUGUGUUCUCCAUCAAGGGAACUAACCUACCCGAACUGAGUAGGCAUGUCAGUCUUCCACUGCCCCCUCCCUGCCAUCUUCCCUUCUGCUACUCCCUCUGGGGGAAGCCGAUGGCUGGGGAAGCCAGCACAGGGUUAAAGUAACUCCCAGCAGUGCCCACCAGGGGGCCCAAGCACCUGUUGACCUCAGGGUCACAGUUCAGUCAUUUGCCAGUUGACAGGAGCCAGUUUGACCUUUGGUUCUGUUGCCGAAGCAAAUUUAGGACUUUUCCUGUCUCUGUGCAUGCACUAUCCCGCAGGAGCUUUUGGAACCUUGAAUAGACUUGCUCGGACCAUGGGGCUGGGCAUAGGCUUGUCUUUCCUCUUAAAAUGCCAUCUGUAGACCUUGUGAGUCAGAUGUCCAGAAGUUUGGCAGGUGAAUUCCUCUGCUUGACACCCUCCCUGUCACUUUGGACUCGAUGGGAGUGGGCAUCUCCACGCACCUGUGUAUGUGAAAGUCAUUUUACAUUUCAAAGCAGUGUGUGUUUCUUAUUUUUAUAUUUUUAACUCUUUAUCCUUGGAUGUAUAAAGUGAACUUUUUGGCUUCUGUAAGUAUGCUCUAUGCACCUCUAAUGUUUUAUCAUGUAUUUAUAUGUUGUACACAGUACUGGCCCAUUCUGUAAAUGGAUGUAUUGUACAGAGAACACGAGUGUCUCCCUUAUUAUCCGUCUCCGGCGUCAUCGCAUUAAAGUAGUGUGCUUCUCUCCGCCGGUAUCAGAGCUGCCACGUGCUGUGCUGCCGGACAGGAUGGUGGAGCGACUGACUUGUGAUCUGCCAGCAUGGCCCAGUGCCCUGUCCUGGUCACCCGGUGGACCCGCCGUGGCCUGCAGAGCCACGGCCAGCCCGCCCGCGCUCUGCCGAGCAGACGUGUCUCUCGCCCCUCACGUCUCAUCUUUUCCGACCUUCCACUGGCCGCUCGCUACCAUACGUGACAAAUCGCCGCCACCAGUGUUAAGUGCCCUGGAGUCAAGGGUGAGUGCCCUGGGCAGCCCCAAGCAGGCUUUCCAGAUUGGGCUCCAGGGUUCCCGCCUUCAGCAGUACCUGGGACCAUCUGAUGUACUUUUGACAGCAGGUUGGGGAAGAAACAGCCACACCUGUUGCCCGCCUCGCUCCCCACACACCUCCAGCACAUAGACGUCUCCGUAGUUGUCUUCCCUCGCCUUGCUUCCUGCCUUAUUUCUUACACUUCGACUCUUUGCAGAGUUGAGAGCCCUCCUUUUUGACUUUGGUCUCCCUGUGUGAGUGCUUCUGUGUGAAGUAGAAAAUUGGUGUGACCUCAGCAAGUCUCGUUUCACCUGAAAGACCUCUCCCCCACCCCCAUUUCAUUCACUGUGGCAUUUUUGUUAUCAGAAGCAUGGGUGAGGAGGUGGCAGUCACGUGGUGAUGUCAAUGCAGUAUUGGCCAAGUCCGAGUUGUCAACUUGCAGAGUCUGUUUACCAAAGACAGGGAGCAGAGGCCCGGGUGUGUGUGAUCCUCUUCUGCCGUGACCUUUGGUGGCCUCUAGGCUACAGGUGGAAACUGGUCUGGUCCGUGGGGCUGUCUAGGGAAAGCUUUGCCCUUGUAUGUCUCUUGUGGUUUUGGAAAAAUAAACCUGUACAGCCUGC